Messenger RNA from Manduca sexta (tobacco hornworm), 1367 nucleotides. Its product is annotated as nudC domain-containing protein 3. NCBI's taxonomy places the organism in Eukaryota, Metazoa, Arthropoda, Insecta, Lepidoptera, Sphingidae. Gene Ontology annotation, biological process: protein folding. Gene Ontology annotation, cellular component: cytoplasm. The record is from RefSeq and is a predicted model, not a curated record.
AUCUGGUAACACUGCCGAGCGCUGUCAUUGGGCUCAAUUGACUGUUCUUUAGAGCGUAAUAUUUCUUUUUUAAAAAUGCUGUCAUUUGUCAAUUUUGAAUUUUCAUAAUAUGGUGGAGACCGAGGUUUAUAUGUAUACAUUUUGAAAAUCAAGUAAAUAAAGGAAUAAUUAUACGACCUAGUGAAAAAUGUCUCAUACAAACGAUUUUACAAAAUAUGAUGAUGUAUUGACAAAUAUAUUGGUGAAUGAAAAAUCUAUUCUGGGCUUCCUUUCGGCUAUAUUCAGCUUUUUAGCAAGACGGACCGACUUCUACUAUGUCACCGAGGGACCCUACGAAAACAUGGGCUUUCCGCCGGGAGUUGCGGAGGAAUUAGUCAUAAAAGUUCUCAAAACAUGUGACCCAAAGAACCGAAAGGCGCCAAAUGGCGCUCGCAAACCCUCAGACAUAAAUGACGAAAUAAUGUGCUCAACUGUUGCCCAAGAAGUGGAAGUUAUUGCAGAUAAUGAGGAUGAUAAUGAAGAAAAUGAAACACAAGUUGUCACAGAAAAUCCAAAGGAAGAAAAAGAAGCAACAGCUUCUAUAUCCAUUCCUGAGGACUAUAAACCUCCAGUGAUACCAACACAAAAGAAUAGUGAAACCUAUAAUGGUGCUCAAAGAGAUAAUUAUUGUUGGUCGCAGUCUAUCACAGAACUUGAUGUUACAAUAAAACUGCCUCCAAGUGUGAAAAGCUCUAAAGAUAUAAAGGUGUCUAUCAACCCAGGUGAUAUUUGUGUUGCUUGUAAAAACGGAGAUGUUAUAAUAAAGGAUUCAUUGCCAUUCAAAAUCAAAACUAUUGAUAGCUUCUGGAGUAUUAGCGAAGGCAAAGUUUUGAUUCAUUUAGAGAAAGUACAGGAACGAUGGUGGGAUAAAUUAUUAAAUACUGAGGUACCAAUUGAUCUCAAAAUAGAUUGUUCUCGACGUUUGGAUGAGUUACCUGAAGAUCAUAUUGCAAAGAUCAAGGAAUUGCAAUGGAAUCAAGAACAAAAAAGUAAGGGUCUACCUACAAGUGAUGACAUACGUAACAUGGAAAUUUUGAAGAAGGCAUGGAAUGCUCCAGGCUCUCCAUUUAAAGGACAAGAGUAUGAUCCUUCAUUGUUGCAACUGUCAUCACAAACAUUGGGAAAAAAGGAUUGAAAUAUAAUAGAGAUAUAACGGAAAGAUAUUUUUCUUUUGUAAAAAUAAAUGCAACAUAUUUUUCUUAUAAAAUAUUCUAGUAUAUUAUGAAUAAACUCAUUUUAUAAAUAUAAAAAAAUAUGCAUAAACUUUAGAAUAUAUAACAGUUCUGUGUAAAAAAAAAAAACAUUUUUAAAAUAAAGUCAAAAUCCAC